Messenger RNA from Pristis pectinata (smalltooth sawfish), 3745 nucleotides. RefSeq names its product platelet-activating factor receptor-like. Gene Ontology annotation, biological process: G protein-coupled receptor signaling pathway; behavioral response to pain; chemotaxis. The transcript has a single exon. Gene Ontology annotation, cellular component: membrane. Gene Ontology annotation, molecular function: platelet activating factor receptor activity. The record is from RefSeq and is a predicted model, not a curated record. The coding region runs from base 352 to 1359 and encodes 335 amino acids. Lineage: Eukaryota; Metazoa; Chordata; Chondrichthyes; Rhinopristiformes; Pristidae.
GUUUAACGUCAGUUCCUGCCCUAGAAGCAAACCAGAAAACCGGGGCUUCCUUCAUUUGGGGCGAAGCUUACAGAAAGAGGGAAGUUGUAAGAGGAUGGAACGGUUGGCAGUGUGAGAACUGAACUCACUUGGACACUGAUACAACCAUCGACCAUUCAGCUUCGCAGAAAAGUAACUGCACUUGGGAGUUGUUCGAACAACUGCGGAGAGAAAAGCGACACAAGGUGAUCAACAACCAUCCCGCAAAAAGCAGAGAGGUGACCCGUGACUUUACCUAGCGGUUAAAAAAAAAUAAACGGCAGCUUCAGUGGAGACAAUUGUGUGCCUUUCAUCGGAUGACCGGCAGCUGACAUGAAUUGCACCAAAGACAAAUACUACGAGACGUCCCCAUUUAAGUGCAAGUUUUUCGGUGUGAUUUACAGCCUUCUCUUUAUUAUAGGACUUCCGGAAAACAUAGCAACAUGUUGUUAUUUAUUGUAUAAUAAAGGCAAUAAAAGACUGACUGAAGUCAAAAUCUAUAUGAUAAGCCUAACACUGGCAGACCUCAUGUUUAUUCUGUUUCUUCCCUUCUGGGUCGACUACUACCAUCGGGAAAGUGACUGGAAAUUCGGUGACUUCAUGUGCGGUUUCUGUGGGUCUCUAUUUUACAUCAACACCUACAGCACUCUCUGCUUCUUGUCUCUCAUUAGCUUCACCCGCUACCUCGCUGUCUCACGACCGGUGGAAACAGCUCAGUCGAAGCAGGUAGUAAGAGGUGUCAUCCUUACCGCCAUAAUCUGGACAGGAACUGUAGGUGCUUCUAUUUGGGUGUUAGCUGAUAGCAAAAAGCACACCAACGAAAAACACAACGCCACAAGCUGUUUCGAAGAUUACUGGAGCACGACGGGGAAGAAUGGGAAGGACAAUGAGACGCAGAAAAUAAAUUUAUUGGUUAUUCACUCAAUUAUGUUGUUGGUUUUCGCUCUUACCCUGGGAGCGGUCAUUGCAAAUUACGUCCUCAUCCUUCGAAAACUCUCGGCUGACCAGUCAGCGUUGAGAUUGUCCCAAGACAAGCUGAAGAAACGGGCAAUCCGGAUGGUGCUGAUGGUUCUGGUGAUCUACAUCCUUUGUUUUCUGCCCUACCACCUGAUCCAACUGCCCUGGAUGCUUUUAGUUCUCGACAUCUGGAAGCCCUUCAAGUGCAAUUUCAGGAAGACUUUCAAUGACGUUCACCAAGUUACUCUAGGCCUGAUGUCUAUCAACUGUGUUCUGGAUCCUAUUGUUUACUGUUUCCUGACGGAAGAUUUCAGGCAAUACUUGAGAGAGCUGAUAAACUAUCACAGGAAUAACUGUAUUCUGAGGAACAAGCCCAAACCUUGAACCAUUCACAUGAUCACUGUUUACCUAGUUAGAUAAAUUUAUAGAUUGUGUAUUCCAAAUGCACUAUUUUGCCUUGCAAAUAACCGAGUAAUUUUCGUUAUUUUACAAACAAACCACAACGGCUUGUUCCCUUAAAAGCACAAAGUACUGAUCAGCACAGGUAGAAUAUGUUCAGAGAGAGCGAGGUAUGGGUUAACUCAGUUUCCGGGUCUCUUUUUAGACUUCGUUUGGUUCCCUUCGUGUAGUUUACCAAGGGCAUGAACUGUUGUUUACAACUACUCUUUCCAGUUUUUUUAACUCUUCAAUAACAAUCAAAUAACAUGCUAGAUUUUUUUAACAAAGUUCUUCCUUCAAGUACUAACGAACUUCAUAGUGCAUGGCAUUUCUUGAGAGGUGUUUACUAAAGGGGAAGGGGUAUCUUUAUUAAAGAAUGGUUAUUAUAGAGGUUUAUAACAUUCUGAAGGGCAUAGAUAAUCAUAAAUAGAAUCUUUUCCCCAAGGCAGGGGAGUCUAGAAGUAGAGGUCACAGGUUUAAGGUGAGAGGGGAGAAAUUUAAAGAAGGUCUGAGGGGUAAGUUUUUCCACACAGAGGGUGAUGAAUGUCUGCCAGAGGAGGUGGUGGAGGCAGAUACUAUUACAAUGUUUAAAAGCUGUUUGGACAGGUACUUAGAUAGGAAAGAAGUAGAGAGAUACAGGCCUAAUGCAGGCAAAUUGGAGAUUAACAUAGAUAGGCAUUAUGGCUGGCAUGGACGAAGUGGACCGAAGGGCCUGUUUCUCUGCUGUAUGUUCUAUGAAGGACACCAGGGCUACUCCAGGUAAUUUCAGGCUGAUGAGUGUGACAUCAGUGGGAGGGAAGUUAUUGGAAAAAUUCUGAUUUUCUGCAGCUGGAGAGGAAGGAAUUGAACAGGGAUACUCAGCAUGGAUUUGUUAAUGGGCCGUCCUGUUUCCAAGGUAUGACUCUUGGCUUUUCAAGUGCUCAUGUGAACAGUUCUCAAGUGAUGUGAUUGUCGCUGCCUCCACCACUCACCAGAUAGCUAUUACAGAGAUGUGUUACGGGAUGACCAAGUCAAGAUUCCAUAGAAUAGGCAAAAAUGGAAGGGAGGUGGGUUAUUCUUUGUUUCCUUUGUUAUUCAAGGAAAGAAUCAGUGUGGGUGCUGAGUAGUGAUGGAGCUGCAGUGACGUGGAAUUGGUUUGGGUGGAAAUACUCAAUAGCAGGAAAAGAGGACACGGGUGGGAGUUGCAGCUCGACAAGGCAAAGGGGAAAUAUCAAAGGCAUGUAAGAAGGGAACUGCAAUUAUCAAGGGUGAUUUUAGUCUGCAUACUGAUUGGACUAAUCAAACUGACAAGGGUACUAUCAAGAGGAAUUAUGGAAUGCAUCAGGGAAUGUUUUUUAAAGCAGAACUUAUCCAGGAACAGGCUAUUUUAGAUCUGGUCAUGUGUAAUAAGGUGGGAUUAAUAAAGGAUGUGGUUAAGGAUCCCUUAGGGAGUAGUGAUCACCGCAUUCUUCCUCAAAUCCUCUAUCUCUUACCUUGAACACCCUAUCCAUGCCCCUCACUACACCUUAAUUCUGCAAAGAAAAGAAACAUCUUAUUUAAAAUAAUAGAUUACAGCUUUGUUGAGGACAGAGUCAGAACCUCAAAUGCGUUUGUGUGGUCAAAGUGUUGUCAGACAUUAAUGGUGGAGCAGGCACAAAGGGCUGAAUGGCCUGCCCCUGCUGCUAUGUCAUCUGACUCUCACAUGCCCUCUGAACUGUCCUGGGAAGUCACUCAGUUGUAUCAAACGUGAGUAAGGUGAAUGGUCUGACAUCAACCCAGGCACUGAAUUCAUACACUGCAAAGUUUAUCUCAGAACAGCCUGACUUCAUUGUAUACUGGAAUCAGAUCUUAAGGCUCCUACUGCACAAUACCCGGGUAGGACAGUGGGGUACAGGUGGGAGGGAGUUGCUUUGGGGUCCUCAACAAAACCCCGUGAACUCCAGAGGUGAUCCGAAAUCAAGACGUUGAACAAGCUCUCAAGUAGCCCUUAUAAACUGAAGGCAAUGAGCGUCAGGAACAAAACAUUCCAGUGGCUGGAGUCAUACCUCGUACGUGUGGUUGUUGGAGGUCAGUCAUCCCAGCCCAGGACAUCACAGCAGGAGUUCCUCAAGCAAGUGGUCAGAACUGGGGAUGUUUGCUGACAAUGUUCAAAUCCAUUUGUAACUCCUCAGCAAAUGAAGCAGCCCAUGCCUGCAAGCAGCAAGUCCUAGACAACAUUCAGGCAGGGGCUGAUAAAUGGCAAGUAGCAUUCUGAUCCCAAAGGUGAAUUAUCAGUGCCCAAGUCCAACAAGAGGGAGUCCAACCACCUACCCUUGACAUUUAAUAGGAUUACCGUCACUGAGCCCUCCUUCAA